AAAUUUAUUUGUGCUUGCCGGGUGAAAAAGUGCGUGUUUCGAAAUACAACAGUAACUGUUUUUGUUGCUCCUAUUAGGUCGGUGAAAAAUCGAAGAAAAUGGCCAACUUAGACGAUCAAUAUAAUACCUUUAUGGAGGAGCUGGAACAGAAGCCGGACAUCCGCACGUUGGGAUUCCAUCAUGACGAUGAAGAUGACGAUCCUAUGCGCGACGUAAAAGCGAUGGCGGAGGCCGAGCGAAGAAACAGGCGCCGGAUGAAAAAUCCGGUGGCGUUGGCCGGGCAUUUGCCGCUGGAGCAUGACGAACGAAUGGACACGGAUGUGGACGGGCCCAUAACGGAACUUAAUCCGAACGACAUGAACCGGAAGGUGCUGGUCAUGCGGAGCGGCGAGAUGGACAUUGUAAUGGAACCGGAAAAGGCUCUGGUUUAUACUUGUUUCAAUACGACGUACGAUAGGGCUUCGCUGAAUCGGGCUGACGUUUGGCAUCAGAUUAUGGUGCAUCACGAUGGGAAGUAUCAGAAGCAGGAGAUUUUGGAUGCGCUCUUUGCGGUUAUCAGUACGGACGAUUUCUACCCGGUUGCCUACCGGCAGCAUACGAAUAUCGAUUAUUUUUUGGUGAGGCUUUGCAGCAAGGCCCUGGUGAAGCUGUUCGAUAAGAAUCUGAAACUACCGAUGCCGGGUGCAUCGGAUCCGUUGAAGUUGACCGUUAAGCUGAACAUUGCCAAGUACAUGCAGGGACAGAUCUUUCCGAAUGGGAAAAUUUUCUCAGCGGUCGCCGAACGGUGCGACAAUGCCGGAUUAUACGGGUUCUCGAAUAUGUUGAAUUUGGACAACUUUCGAAAUCAUGGGGAUUUCGAGGAGCUCUGUGUGUUCCUAGGAAACCGAGCUCAUUUGGAGUUGGUUUGCAGCUCCAUCAACAGGCUGGAUGAAGUUCGGGCCAAGAUCAAUGCAAUCAAGAUGACUAACAACAGUAUUGCACACAUUUCGCCUUUGGUGGCGAUUAAGGAUUUACCGAUUCAGACGUUGGAUUUGCGUUUCAAUCGAAUCAAGCAUCCGGCUUCGUUGAGACCGCUGAAGGGUUGCAGCAUUAACGAGCUGUACGUCGAGGGAAACGGAAUUGCCGAUGUGCCCGGGUACAUGGAUGUGCUGAAGGAGUAUUUUCCGAGUAUUAUAAAAAUUGACCGCACAUUCCUCGGGGCAAAGCCCAAAAAGCAGCAAAAGGUAGUAGCAGCUACAACGCGUAUCGGUGGAGACGAUGAAGUGGAAGUUACAUCUACCGGAGAGGUUUAUUCAUGUGUCAAUGGAGUGGUCCCCAAUUCUAAAGAUUUUAAAAAGUUCAAAUUCACCACCAAGUGGCACCAAGUGGUGAUCUCCCACGAUGGCCGUUAUGAUAAGGGCGAAAUUCUGGAUAACCUAUUCAUCAUGCUAGACAGCUACGACUUUUAUCCGUGCUACUACCGGACUUACUCCAAGCAGGACGAAUUUUUCGUCAUCAAUAACUACGAAGCACUGGCUUUUUUGAUACAGUCCAAGCUGGCACUGAAGAUAAAGAGCAGUAAUGAGUACAUUUCCAUUGUGCUGAAAAUGAACGUCGCAGAUUUCAAGGACGGUCAGGUCCUGGUCGAGGAGAAAUUGAACUUUGCACUGACUGAUCGGUUCAACGAUCGCUGCCUGGAUCUGUGUUCGUUUCAGCAGCAUUUGGACAAGAUCAAAUACGUUGACUUCAGUGUGAAAAGCACUCGAACACUGUCGAAAAUUCUAAGUCUGGCUGGGAAGAAGUUCGGCAUUGCCUGCCUAAUCCUUCGGCUGCGAAACAACGGUAUCAGAAGCCUGGGAGCAUUGUCAACGUUGAUUUCCUACCCGAAACUGAUUGCAAUUGAUUUGAGAUUUAAUGAUAUCCGCACCUUCGACGACCUGCAGGGCGUCAUCAAGAACAAAAUCAAAGAAGUAUUCCUGGACAACAACCCGAUAUGCAACGCAGCGCCAUCCAGUAUCGAUUACAUCCGCCAUGUGCGUACCUUCUUCUCGGGCAUGGAAAAGCUCGACGGAAUACCGCUGCUCGAGAAUGGCAACGUAAACUUUUCGCAGAACUUUAUCUGCACACCGGAGGCGUACAAAUUUACCGAGUCCUUUGUGAAGCACUACUUCACGAUCUAUGACUCAUUCCAACGGUCCAGCCUGAAGGAUCUCUACCAUCCAAAGGCGCAAUUUUCAAUGACCAGCAAUUUUAGCCAGUCCAAAACGAUGGAUUCCCACCAGGUGCGUCUGAAUGCGUACCAGGGAAAGAGCCGCAAUCUGCUUCGGUUGGCCAACAUUGACCGCGCCAUUAGCAGCCUGGUGGUGGGAAGUGAACGCAUCGCCAACGUGUUAGUUUCCUUCCCCAAAACUGAACAUGAUUUUUACUCUUUCCGCGUGGACACGCCAAUCUUCCGACCGGAGUGCGUUGUCAUUACCGUGCACGGAGCGUUCAAAGAAAUGGCCAAUUCCCUGCUGAGCGAUGACUUCGUUCUGGGUUUCAGCCGAACGUUCUACAUUCAACCCUGCGCCAAGGGUCUCGGGAUUUUCGAGAGAGCUAUCGAGUUCAAAAUCUACAACGAUCUGUUCCACAUGUACAACCUAACGAGCUACGGACGGGAAAACGUAUUCAAGCACAACGAAGAACAUGAAGUUAUGGAUCCGUUUGUGCCGCACAGCGAAGAACGCGAGAACACGAUUAUCGUGUUCCAGGAACUGACCCGCCUCAAUCGCAAGUGGUGUAUGCGUUGCUUGGAGGAAUCUUCUUGGAACCUGAAGGUGGCGCUUAACAUUUUCCUCAAACUGUACGAGGAGGACCGCAUUCCGGAGAUUGGCUUCGACACGACGCUUGGACAGAAGCGUUAAGUAGUAGGGUUUAUACAAAGACUUUUAAUGCUUCGUUUUCCCUGUGGGUGCUGGGAGACGGAUUAAUGAUGGAUGUGUGUUAGAUGUAGCGUUGUCAUACUUGGUAGGAAAUGAUA
Molecule: messenger RNA, 2998 nt
Organism: Ochlerotatus camptorhynchus
Lineage: Eukaryota; Metazoa; Arthropoda; Insecta; Diptera; Culicidae
Gene: nxf2
Product: nuclear RNA export factor 2
Exons: 4
Coding region: 99-2882 (927 amino acids)
Biological process (GO): poly(A)+ mRNA export from nucleus
Cellular component (GO): nucleus
Molecular function (GO): RNA binding; protein binding
Source: RefSeq, a predicted model, not a curated record